UGCGCUGGAUAAGAUGGCUGCCGAAAGUUUUGCUUCCCGCCUCAGAGGCUCUGGGCGCUUUUUGAGUGUCUUCGUGGCGGGAGGUGUGGUGGGCGCCGCGGGAGGCGGGUUCACGGUCAUGCAGUUGUUCCGGAGUCAGGGCGCUGAGGCAGCGUUGGCAGCGAGGGAGCCCGACGGUUCUGCAGAAAAGGCUCUCUUGGAACAAUAUGGAGUCCCUUUAACUGGAACAGAGACUAGGCAUUACACUAAUCAUGCCUUGUCUUAUGACCAGUCAAAGCGGGUGCCUCGAUGGGUUCUUGAACAUAUAUCCAAAAGCAAGAUAAUGGGUGAUGCUGACAGAAAACAUUGUAAAUUCAAGGCUGAUCCCAACAUUCCUCCAACCUUCAGUGCUUUCAACGAAGACUAUGUUGGGAGUGGGUGGUCACGAGGACACAUGGCUCCAGCAGGAAAUAACAAAUUUUCAUCUAAAGCCAUGGCUGAAACCUUUUACCUUUCUAAUAUUGUGCCUCAGAAUUUUGAUAAUAAUGCUGGAUAUUGGAACAGAAUGGAAAUGUACUGUCGAGAACUGACAGAAAGGUUUGAAGAUGUUUGGAUAGUAUCUGGACCGUUGACCUUACCUCAGACUGGAAGUGAUGGAAAGAAAACAGUUAGUUACCAGGUGAUUGGUGAGGAUAAUGUGGCUGUUCCCUCGCACCUUUAUAAGGUGAUCCUGGCUCGCAGAAGCCCAAUGUCUACUGAACCGCUGGCACUAGGGGCCUUCGUGGUUCCCAAUGAAGCCAUUGGCUUCCAACCCCAGUUAAGUGAAUUCCAAGUGAGUCUUCAGGACCUGGAGAAGUUAUCAGGACUGGUGUUUUUCCCUCGUUUGGAUAGAACUAGUGGUAUCAGGAAUAUCUGCUCUGUGGACACCUGUAAGCUCCUGGAUUUCCAGGCGUUCACUCUGUACCUGAGCACAAGAAAAGUUGAGGGAGCCCGAUCAGUCUUCAGACUGGAAAAGGUCAUGGAAAAUUUGAAGAAUGCAGGGAUUGAACCAGAUGAUUACUUCAUGAAUUGCUAUAAGAAGAAACUAGAAGAACUCAAAGCUAAGGAGCAGUCAGGAAUCCUGGAGGGAAAGCAAUCUUAGUCUUUUUCUCCGAAGAUGUGUCCUCUUCAGGCUCAUGUGUUUUAGUGGCUUUACUUUGUAGAAAUGAUGAAAUCCUAAACUUCAGACUAAAUUUCUCCCCAAAAGAUGAAAGAUCUAAAAAAUUCUGUCAGUUUUUUAUUUAACACAGGAACUAAUUAUUAAGGAAACUGUAAGAUCUACAGAUUGGAUGCCGAUCUUGUGUCAGGUUCACAGAGGACUCUGACCACAGGACAAUGCUGUUUUUGUCUCUCUUUGGAUGUUCGCACCUGAAGGCAUUUUGUUUUCGUGCCACUGAAUCAUGCAUUAUCUUUGAUGUAUCUCCUCAGCUUUCUUGGAGCCCAGUGUUAUAUGUUUUCUUUCUCUAGGACCUGAGUUGGUCUUGGAGAUGGCUUUUAGAUAUCCUCUGUGGCUGUCCUAUCCACAUGUAUUACUGUGUUAUGUAUUCAUUUCUUGCUCGUCUGACAGACCUGCUGGUCCUCCAUUUCUGCCCUGUAGAAGCCCUCAGUGACAUUUUCUGCUCACCUAGUGUGUUCUGUAUAUUAAGCUCAGUGCUUUACAUGGAUUAUCUUAUAGCAACUCUCUGAGGUAAAUACCACUGUCCUCAUUUUACACAUAAGGAAAUUAAGCUUAAGUAUUUUGUCCAAGGUUCACCUUUCCAAAGAAGUAACCCACAGAGGUAGGCAUGUGGGGCCAAGAAGAAAGACAGCAUGACAGACUGAAGUAAUCCAGACACAGAGGUUUUGACUUAGAAAUGUAUACACAUGGGUUUGGUGAUUUUGGGCCCACUUGCUAAGAGGGGUUUGGUUUCUUGUCUGCCAUUGAGCCAAAAUGUCUUGAAUGUUCUCUGACUUGAACACUCUGUACGUAGCUCUUUGGGAAGAAACAAAGCCUGGGAUUCUGUUUUCCGUCCAGUGUUGCUCAGGGAGUAUCUUGGCCAAGGGGAAGGCUGCAGCCAUCUUCAUGGGCUCUGCUGCCAGAAGCCCAACUGCAGGUGAGGGUUAUUCCCCGAUCUCCCUGCCCCCCGUCACAUCUUUAUUUGAGAUUCCAGGCUCUUUGGUCUCUGGAUUGAGAACAUUUGACCAGUGUCAUAUGCGGCUAAAGUAGGACAGGUGUCCCAGCCUGUUACUGCAGGCCAGCAUUGCUAUCUUGCACUGUGACCUUCAAACAACUGACAAACAGCUGAAAAACUCUGCCCCUCUGUCAGGCCUUAGAAACACCCGGAGGGGAGGCAUAGUGUGAUCUUGAAGGAACACCCCUGCGGGGCUAGGCUCAGCCUAGAGCAGCCCCCACUCUCUUAAUGACCCUGCCUCAUUCCUGUGAACAUGUCGCUGUCGCUCACAUCAGCAGCACAUCCCUGAAGCUAUCCCUGCUCAGUCCUUCAUGGCUGCACCUGUGUGCCCUUAUGUCUUCUGGGCACACUCCAUCAUCCUGCUUGGUCUUUCCGUUCAUUCUGCUGGAACUGGUCAGGGGGGCCUCACAUCUGCUGUGGCACUCCUGCUCAUUCCUGCCACUGCUCCCCACCUCAUUCCCGCCUGCCUUCCUGGAUGUCAUUCACGGAGGUUAUCCGUCAGGGGGUCCGGUGCUACCUUUUCCAGUCCAGCCUCUCCUCCAGGAACUGACUUGUCGGUCAUUAGUGCAGGUCAGGUGCAUGAACCGAUCUUUAAUGUGGACCCUGUGUAAUCUGGGGUGUGCAGUGGGGAUGUGUGGAUGGACUUCUCUUAGUGUUCCUGGACAUGGCAUUAUAACCUAGGGGCUGGUGUGCUCCUGUGUGCAGAGUACCUCUAGGGGUCACUGUGGCCUAGUGCCACAUGGAGGACUCAAGAGUCAGCUGUGACACUGUCCAACAGAGAACCUCUAGCUGUGUAAGCCACAGAGGGUGCAGUCAGUUUUGGACCUCAGAUUCCAGGCUCUCAGGCCAGUUGGAACAGUAGAGGCUGUGUUGUCCAGUGAGCCUCAUGUUUGGCUCGUCAGAGGGGCCUAGCUAGCUUAAUUUUUCCCAACUUUAUUUUGAAAAAUGUCUUUCCAGGCAAGUUGAAGGUAGAGUUAAGAAUGUCCUCUCCCCUCAAUAUUUUGUCCCAUUUCAUUUCUGUUCUUGAGCCAUUUAAAAGUAAUUCAUUGAUUUUUUUAAAGAAGUAGUAGACACACUUUAUUCUUUAAUACUUUGAUCUGUAUCAUCUAAGAAUAAAGACAUUCCCCUGUAUUGUCAGAAUACUGUUAUCUAAGAAAUUUGUCAAGAAUUCAGUAUCAUUUAAUGAACAAAGUCUUACAAGUUUGCCUAGAUUUCCCCCCAAAAUCUUAAACUUUUUUUUUUAAUAUCCAGGCCUCAGCCAUGGUUUGUGUCUUGUAUCUCGUCAUGUCUAGUCUCUGCUAAUCUAGAGCAGUUUGCCUAGUAAGCUUAAAAAAUAUAGAGAUUCUUCAACCCCACCCUUGAAGAUUUUGACUCAGUAGGUCAGAAGUGAAGCUGAAACCUGUAUUUAUUUUUUUUUUUUAAAUUUAUUUGACAGACAGAGAUCACAAGUAGGCAGAGAGGCAGGCAGAGAGGAGGAAGCAGGCUCCCCACUGAGCAGAGAGCCCGAUGCGGGGCUUGAUCCCAGGACCCUGGGAACAUGACCUGAGCUGAAGGCAGAGGCUUUAACCCACUGAGCCACCUAGGUGCCCCUGAAACCUGUAUUUUUUAACACAAGCCACACUGCUGAUUCUGAUGACUCUCCAGGGUUUGGAACUGGACCAAGCCCCAGUUUGCUGCCACUCCACCGACACACACAUUCCCUAGACAGGAUUCCUCUCAGAAGGUGGGCUUUGAGCUCCUGACUAUCAAAGGAGAACUUUCUUCCAUUGCUUUGGGUGCCCAGGUACCCACUUUCCUUUAUUAUUGAGCUUCAUAACAUUAAGCUGAAACUUUCCCUGCAACUUACUCAUCAGUGACAGGCCCUAAAUGGCCAUCCCAGGUACACAGAGGUGGCUGGCAUCUGCUUUCACCUGAUAGUCCUUUAGAGAUAGGAACCUCAUAAAGACAUCUGGGCAUCAUGCUUAAUGCCCGGGGCAUUCGUGGAUUUCUGACCUGCCACCAUCACGGUGUUAUGUGGCCUUUAUGGUGUGGCAGCCACAUCUGGGAGAAGCAUCAGACACAGUGAUGGCAGUGCUGAAUUGAGUGCUCCCUUAGUAGGGACGCUCCACUAUUCUCACAGUCCUGUUGGUCCAUGUGGAACUUGGUCUAGCUGACAGCUCCAGGUCAUUUUCCCAUGGUCUGUUGUUAAGUCACUUCCCCAUCAUGCACUCACACAGUCAAUAUUUGGAACACAAAUAUGGGGUUAUGUGUAUGCCCUACUGUUAAGAUUUCAUUUCAUUAUAAUUUCUCCCCAUCUUAUGUGAGUUUGCAUUCUUGAUGAUCCUGAUUUGGCCAUCUGACAUAUUAGCUCUGCCUCCCAGCUUUGAGAUUGCAGAUCAGAUAAACAAGCCUUCAACGUGUCUGUUAAAAACAUUGAAUGAGACAGAGCCACGGAAGAUCCCAUUGGUAAAAAAAUUCAUUUUAUAUGGCAACCUGCUUCACACACUCACCCAACAAGAUUCAUGUGACAAUAAUGUGCUCUGAUAUUUUCUAAGUUCAAUUCUUUUCUAGUUCUUUUUAAAAAGGGAAACACUGAAUUGAUUGCACAGUGCAAAAAUAAGUCUCUGUCACAAUUUGCUUGUGAGUCACCCCAGGACAGUAAGAGUGCUUACUGUAUCUCUGGGUGUGCACAGCAUGGCUGGACCAGCACUUUGGAUACCUCCCUAUGUACAGAGGUGCACUUGGAUCCCCAUCCCAGCUUCCCACCUACCGCAGCCUCCUGCAACGGACCUCACUUGUCCUGAAUCAGGUUCCUCAUAUGGGAACAGGUUGAAGAUGCCUGGCAGGAUCGUUUGAGAAUUGAAUAAGCUAAGUCCUCGAUAAGUGUAGCCUGUUACCAGUGACUACCAGAGACAAUGUAUGGCCCCAAAACUCAUACCUUGAAAUCUAACCCCCUCCUAAAGGUAUGAGGAAGUAGAGCCUUUGGCAGGGGAAUAGCUCCACCCUCAUGAAUUAGAUUAGUGCCCUUAUAAAAGAUCUCAGAGACCCCAGACUCCUUUGCCCCUCUGUCAUUUGAGGAUACUGCACAAUGAUUGGCCCAACCAGAAGAUGGGCUCUCAUCAGACACUGAACCUGCUGGCACCUUGAUCUUGGACUCCCCAGCCUCCAGAACUGUGAGAAAUAAAUUUCUUUUGUUUAUAAGUCA
Messenger RNA from Mustela lutreola (European mink), 5373 nucleotides. RefSeq names its product exo/endonuclease G (gene EXOG). The record is from RefSeq and is a predicted model, not a curated record. Gene Ontology annotation, cellular component: nucleus; mitochondrial inner membrane. The coding region runs from base 14 to 1120 and encodes 368 amino acids. Lineage: Eukaryota; Metazoa; Chordata; Mammalia; Carnivora; Mustelidae. The transcript is spliced from 6 exons. Gene Ontology annotation, molecular function: 5'-3' exonuclease activity; nucleic acid binding; single-stranded DNA endonuclease activity. Gene Ontology annotation, biological process: apoptotic DNA fragmentation.